AUGGAUGCUGGAGAACCAUUGCUAGCAAAUAAGGCAAGAAUAACGAAAUCUGAGAAAUUCCACAGCAUUCAUCUUCAGGAAUCAGUGACGUUUGAAGAUGUAGCUAUAGACUUCACCGAAGAAGAGUGGGCCCUGCUGGACAUAUCCCAGCGAAAGCUGUUCAGAGACAUGAUGCUGGAGAAUAUCAGUCGUCUGGUCUUUCUGGGAACUUCAAUUUGUUCUCUGUUGAAGGUGCUGCUACGUGGGCUGACCUUCAAAUCAUCUUUUUAUUCAUCCUUGGUAAAGCCCACCCUGGACUUGGUGAUAGCAAAGGUUAAUCUGCACAGAACUCAAGUCCAUAUACUCUUUUUCCUCUACAAACGGAGUAAGAUUUGCAAAAGAUCCUUCCAGUUGGAGCAAGAGAAGAGCUGUGGAGUGAAGGAAGAGGAUUUCUUCAAGGCCAGAGUCCAGCAUAAAUCUCGUGCUCCAGAAGAUCCUAUUGAAAGUACUGACUUGGGUGAUGAGUUUACUCAUAUGCCUGCAUUGACUCGAUUUUUGUUAAUUCACCUCAGGAAGAAACAUUAUUUCAGCAGACAGUGUAGAAAAUCACUUAGUGAACAAUCAUCCCUUACUCAGUAUAACCAAAUUCACACUAGAGGUAAAUUACAUAAAUGUCUUCUAUGCGGAAAAGACUUGAGUAAUUCCUUUAGUCUUAGAAGACACAAGAUGACUCACACUGGAAAGAAGCCAUUUGAAUGCCAUCUUUGUGGGAAAGGCUUUCUGCAAAGCUCUGCCCUUAGAAACCACAAUCAAACACACAAUGGAGAGAAACCAUAUAAAUGCCAUCUGUGUGGGAAAGUCUUCAGUCAGAAUUCUUACCUUAGACUACAUGAGAAAAUUCACAUAAAAAAGAAACUAUAUGAAUGCCAUCUAUGUAAGAAGGCUUUCAUUCACAGUUCCUACCUUAGAAAACAUGAGAGAAUUCACACAGGAGAGAAACCAUAUGCAUGUCACCAGUGUGGGAAAGCCUUCAGUCAAUAUUUCAAUCUUAGACGACAUGAAAGAAUGCACACCAGAGAGCAACCAUAUGAAUGUCAUCUGUGUGGGAAAUUCUUCAGUCAGUAUUCUUCCUUUAGACCACAUGAGGGAAUCCAACACUGGAGAGAAAAUCAUGAGGGUCUUCUGUAA
This is a messenger RNA of Callorhinus ursinus (northern fur seal), 1167 nucleotides long. RefSeq lists its product as uncharacterized. The record is from RefSeq and is a predicted model, not a curated record. Gene Ontology annotation, molecular function: RNA polymerase II transcription regulatory region sequence-specific DNA binding; DNA-binding transcription factor activity, RNA polymerase II-specific. Gene Ontology annotation, biological process: regulation of transcription by RNA polymerase II. NCBI's taxonomy places the organism in Eukaryota, Metazoa, Chordata, Mammalia, Carnivora, Otariidae. Gene Ontology annotation, cellular component: nucleus.